This is a messenger RNA of Funneliformis geosporum, 510 nucleotides long. The record is from the annotation of a GenBank genome assembly. Lineage: Eukaryota; Fungi; Glomeromycota; Glomeromycetes; Glomerales; Glomeraceae.
AUGACGCUUAUACUUCCACUCGAAACUUUUCAGCUUAUCCUUAAAGAUCCAUUUAGUUUAUUUACAUCAAAUAAGGAUGUCAAAAGUUAUCCUAUUCUUCUUUCAAAUCUCCCUUUGGAAAUAAAGACAGAUUUAAAACUUGAAAAUAUUCCAAAAUACACUACUUUCGACUAUGGAUGGUUUAUUCAAAAACUUGAUAUUUAUGCCUUAUUCACCGCCGAUAAAGCACAAAACGAAAUAACAAGAUGUGUUAAAGCAAUUUAUGAAAUGAUCCUUACAAGAACAAAGGGACUGGAAAAACUAAAUAUUAUAAGUUCUAAUAGGUUGGAUUCGAUGUGUUAUUAUUUUAUGAAUAAUAUUUUCAAAAAUCUUUUCACAUUACAAGAAGCACAAAUCUCUUAUAGUAAAAUCACAAAGAUGAAUCUUGAUGGUAGUUUUAACUUUCCUUUCACUGAAUUAUCAAAUUUUACAGAAAAUAUCAUGGAACAUACUAUUAAAUAUGAUUUGUAA